This is a messenger RNA of Ochotona curzoniae (black-lipped pika), 514 nucleotides long. RefSeq names its product translocase of inner mitochondrial membrane 10B (gene TIMM10B). Bases 46 to 375 code for a protein of 109 amino acids. The transcript has 3 exons. NCBI's taxonomy places the organism in Eukaryota, Metazoa, Chordata, Mammalia, Lagomorpha, Ochotonidae. Gene Ontology annotation, cellular component: mitochondrial intermembrane space chaperone complex. The record is from RefSeq and is a predicted model, not a curated record.
AAAACCCUGUAGCGGAAGUGAUGCGAGGCGUGUGCGCCUGGAGUGAUGGAGCAACAGCAGCUUCACCAGCAGCAGCUGCGGAACCUGCGGGACUUCCUGUUGGUGUACAAUCGGAUGACAGAGCUCUGUUUUCAGCGCUGUGUUCCCAGCCUACACCACCGAGCCCUGGACGCGGAGGAGGUGGGGCCGUCACCCUCUGAGGCCUGUCUGCACAACUGUGCCGGGAAGCUCAUCCACUCCAACCACCGCCUCAUGGCUGCCUACGUGCAGCUCAUGCCUGCCCUGGUGCAGCGCCGCAUUGCAGACUACGAGGCUGCCUCAGCCGUGCCAGGUGUCGCCACCCAACAGCCGCCAGUCUCGCCGUCUGGCAGCUGACCAACCCCAACUUCUAAGGCAAGGCCUUGGAUGGGCUCCCUCAGAUUGAAGGACCCGAUUUGGAUUUGGGCUUGGUGAGCUUGAAAAUUGGGCAACGAAGCUCGUUUUCCUGGAGCCAAUAAACCCACCUUUUACCCUG